This is a messenger RNA of Ricinus communis (castor bean), 1455 nucleotides long. Its product is annotated as putative ubiquitin-conjugating enzyme E2 38. The transcript has a single exon. The coding region runs from base 117 to 1208 and encodes 363 amino acids. Gene Ontology annotation, molecular function: ubiquitin conjugating enzyme activity. Lineage: Eukaryota; Viridiplantae; Streptophyta; Magnoliopsida; Malpighiales; Euphorbiaceae. The record is from RefSeq and is a predicted model, not a curated record.
GAUCAUCUCAAGACUUUUUAUUGGGCCACACUUCGCCCCCAAGAAACAAUAUUUCUUAUCAAUAAAAAACGGUACGAUUGUCUCCUAAAGAAACACUUCUCUCUCCAUCUGCUUUGAUGAUGGCACUCUCUGUGACCACGAGAUCUCAACGAGAAGCCAGCAACGACGUCGACGAGAUCGCAGAGAUGGACAUUUUCCAUAAAUUCGACGUGGUUUCGGACUCAUCCGACCACUAUUACGUCAACAACAAGGCAGCCAAAAUGAACGGUGGAGAUUGCUUCAGCAAUAUCUCGAGUAAAGUCCACAAAAAGAUCAUAAAAGAGUGGAGGAUUCUUGAAAAACAUCUUCCUGAUACAAUCUACGUGCGUGUUUACGAAAAUCGUAUCGAUUUACUGCGAGCAGUUAUCAUAGGCGCCGCAGGUACACCGUACCACGAUGGACUCUACUUCUUCGACAUUGCUUUUCCGUCUGAUUAUCCAUCAAGACCGCCUCUUGUUUACUACAAAUCAUUCGGGUUACGUAUUAACCCGAAUCUCUACGCGAACGGGCGUGUCUGUUUAAGCCUUGUGAACACAUGGCAUGGCAAAAAGAGUGAGAAAUGGAACCCUAAUGAGUCAACGGUGCUUCAGGUUUUGGUCUCAAUUCAAGCUCUUGUUUUAAAUGAAAAGCCGUAUUUUAAUGAACCGGGUAUCGGGAUAUGGCCGGGUCGGGCAAUCUGGGAAAAGAAGUCAAAUUCUUACAGCGAGGAUGUGUUCGUAUUAUCAUGCAAGACAGUGCUGUUUAAUUUGCGUAGGCCACCUAAGAAUUUCGAAGGGUUUGUCGUUAGGCAUUUUAAAGAGCGUGCCCCCAUGAUAUUACUGGCUUGUAAUGCGUAUGUAAAUGGCCGAGUUGGAAUCGGGUACUAUAAUUAUGAUACGAGUGACGGAUCAUUAUCUUCGACCUCAAGGAGUUUGGGUACUGAAGUGUCGCAAAAAUUCAAGGCUAUGAUUUUACAAUUAUAUCCGGAGCUGGUGGCGGGUUUUACUAGGAUUGGUGCUGCCUUGGAGAAUUUGAGCGAGCAAUUGAAGUUGGAGAGGAAAACGCCGUCGUUUAGGAAGCAGGUGGUGAUUAAGAAGAAGAAUAUGAAUAGCAAUAAUAAGAACAGUGGGGUUGCUGCAAGGGUUUUAAGCAAAUUAAAGAAGGUUUUGGGAUUGAAGAAAAAACAAUAGUGUCACAAAAGAAUACUCAUUGAAGGAUGUGAAAGGGAAAAUUAAAGAAGUAGGCAAGGAGGGACCCAAUUGGAAUUUUAGGAGACUUUAGACAAAGUAAAGUCAAGAGUAGAGUUUGAUUUAUUGAAUAGAGUUUUUUCUUUUUCUUCGUUUGGAAUGAUUAUAUGACUUGGAAGGUAUAUAAUUUGGUUGAUAUGAUGCCUUUUUUUUUAUAAAUUAAAAGAAUAUAAAGUCAUUAAUUAUGUAA